Molecule: messenger RNA, 252 nt
Organism: Blastomyces dermatitidis ER-3
Lineage: Eukaryota; Fungi; Ascomycota; Eurotiomycetes; Onygenales; Ajellomycetaceae
Exons: 1
Coding region: 1-252 (83 amino acids)
Source: RefSeq, a predicted model, not a curated record
AUGUCUAAAGCAAUGAAGCUUAAUGAAAAGUUUCUUAUCACUCUCUCACUGACUCAAAUGCCUUUAUAUAUCUCUAUCAAUGAAAGUCCUCAGCAGAGUAUGACAACAGAAGAUGAGUAUCAGCAUUUCAAUGUAAAAGAACUCAUAGAAGCUCUUCGCGAAGCCAGGAUGAAUUUCAUCAUCUUCAAAUUCAAUUUCUCAGAAGACACUGCAGGUGAGUGUGCCAGCUCUGAGCAAGAUAAAGAUAAUUGA